AUGGACAUCUUGCCUCAUAAUGACCCUGAAUCGUCUUCUCUAGAAGAUUUAGAACCAUCACUCCUUGAAAACUUAGAUUCCAUAGAGCUUGAGAAACUUGAAAAUGAGGCAAUUAACAUUUGUUCACAACAUUAUAAUCGGAAUCUGUACCAAUUCUAUAUUAAUCAAGCUGAUAUUCAAGAUCAAAUUCAAGCAAAAUAUCAGGCUGAUACUUUAAGAGAUACUUAUGAAAAAUAUCCGCUUCAUUUAUAUGAUCGAAUUCAUGUUCAAGACAAUAUUUACAGAGAGAAUAUACAAAAAGAUAUAUUGUUUUUAGACACGAAAAAUACUUUCUAUAAUAGUAUCCACUCCGAUUUUUUUAAUAUUGAUAAACACGAUCGUAUAAACCAAUGGGACAAUAUGUAUCAACCGUCUAAUAUGAGCCCACGGGAUAAAUAUGAGAAAUUGGUAUCUUGGGAUAAACAGAUAUUGAAAGCCGAAGAGAUGCAAGUAGUCGAUGCAAAAGGAACGGUUUUGCAAGAUGAAAUAACAAAGUCUCAAUCAUAUAUUAGGAGCUUCCAGUUAGAACGAGAUGAGUUUAAAGUAGUGGCUCGAUCUAAGUCUAAAGAGCUUGUAAUGACUCAAACUUUAUUUGAUAAAAAACAACAAUUGUAUACGAGUCCUAUAGAAAAUCUCCAAAAACAAUACGUAUUUUCAUCGGAAAAACAUAUUGUUACUCAGAAAGAAAUGGAAGAUAACUUAAACCAAGUUCUUACCGAAAACCGUUUUCAAAAAAAAGGACUCCAAGAAGUGGAGGAAUUAAUUACGCAGUUUGAGUAUCCUAAAAAACAAGUGAAUUGUUCGUUUAAUAUGCCUUUUGAAUUUCCAACAAAAAAAGCUUUUGAAUCCGAAGAAAAGGUUAUAGAUAGUCCAGUAAAACGAAAACGAAGAUCAAAAAAAUAUGUUUCUUUAGACAAUACAGUCCAUGAAUAUGAAUAUGUCAUGGGAAAUUAUUAUUUAAAAAACAAUGAAAACUUAGAGUUACGAGUAAUAUCAAAAGCAAUAUUUCAACAAAUAAAUGAUAAUAAAAAACUUCAGUUUAUUGAGGAAUUAUUUGAUUAUCGUAUUGAUUAUAUUUUCAAAUAUAAUGAUAGCACAAUUUUUGAUAUACUUUCUUCUUAUACGUUACCUGGAUUUUCUGUAUCUGUUUCAUCAAUUGUCGUAAAGUUUAUUACUAGAUCUCUUACUACUUUAAAUCCUGUUUUAGUUUUUUUAUUUUAUUUAAUGGAUUAUGUAAUGGUUAUAUGGAAAAUUUGUUUAGAGAAAAAUUAUAAAGAACCAAUCAGAUAUAUGGUAUCAUUUGUGCAUUUCAUGUUUGUUUUUCAGUUACAUAUUUUUAACGAGCUAGUCAAUGUUGAUAAGAUUGAAUUUUUACUGAUGUUGUUGCAAAACACAAUAAUGGAGUAUAUGGCAGUAACAAAAGAAAUAAAAGUUUUUGGAUACAUAGAUGAAUUUGUUAUUCAAAAGUGUUUAGAAAUUUUAAAUAUCAUUGUAAGUUUAUCUCAAGAAAAUACACAAAUUGUAUAUAAAAUUUCCUUAUUUCUGGAGUUUAAUCAGAUUUUGAUAUUGCUAAAUCCUUUGCAUAAUUUAUUAUUCAUUAAAAAAACAUUGAAAUUUUUAAAUAAGUGUAUUCUUUUAAAUUGUAUUCAGUAUACUGUUAAAAAGGAUGACUUAAUAUGUUUUUCUGAUUAUUUUUCGAAAAUAUUAGAUAUUGUAAGUAGAUAUUUAACUGAAAAAUAUGAAAAUUAUGAUAUAUUUGAGCGUAUGGAUUUAAAAUUGGAAACUGUUAUGUUCUUGAACACUAUUAUAUCAGCUUCUGUGAAUGGAAAAGAUCUUCUUAGCUUAAAUGUUGUUGUUGUGUCACAAUUAUGUCGUUGUUUAGCAGAAUUGAUAAGUUUGCACGAUACGUCUGAAAUUUCUAGACAAAGAAUAAAUUUGAUUCAAUCUAUUGUAUUUAUUCUUCAUGAAAUUAUUUCACCUAUCAACAUAUCUUUGCAUUUUGCGCAGCCAUGGACUCGAUAUGCGUACAUUGUUUCAAUGACUCGUUUAAGUUUUGCUGAGGAUGAAGACGAUCAUGGAAAAGAUAUAUUUAAUGAUAGAACUAUAGAAUUUGCUAGAGAUCUUCUUGAAAUAGUUGUGGAUUCAGAAGAAGGCAAUGAGUUGUAUGGUCUUUUUAAUAUUUCCAAUUAA
This is a messenger RNA of Pneumocystis murina B123, 2229 nucleotides long. RefSeq lists its product as hypothetical. NCBI's taxonomy places the organism in Eukaryota, Fungi, Ascomycota, Pneumocystomycetes, Pneumocystales, Pneumocystaceae. The transcript is spliced from 10 exons. The record is from RefSeq and is a predicted model, not a curated record. Bases 1 to 2229 code for a protein of 742 amino acids.